GUGUGCUCACGAGGACAGUUGCUGAAGAGAACGCAUUCUGUGUGGAAGCGCAAUUUGCCGACGGAAAAUCGUUUUCAAAGGGCUUUGAAAGAAAAUUCUCUUAAAACUAAGAGACGCUGCUUUGCUAACUUCACACCGAAAAAUUUGACUGUCGCGCGAGUUGAACGCAAUUGGGAAGAAGAAGAACAUAAAUAAAACUUUCUCUUUCGUGAGUUUCUCUUCGUGUUUCCUUAAAAUCCUGGCUCAAAAUGGAUAUUACACAAGGUGAAGAGUGCCGUUUGGAUUUAUCAAUUGUUAAGGAAGAGUUUGUUAUCGAAGAAAUCGAAGAACCUUCAGAGUCUUUGGGACAAACGGAGGUUAAGAUUGAGGCAAAACAAAGUAAAUUUGAUACUAAAGAUAACACAAAUGCCUCAAAAAUCAGAUUAAAAUCAGCUAAGAAGAGCAAACAAUAUCCAUGUCAAAUAUGCGGCAAGAUAUUCUUCAGUUCCUGCAAUCGGCGCAAGCACAAAUUGAUUCACGCCGAAGAAUUCAAGUUUAAGUGUGAGCACUGCUCGAAGAUGUUCAAAGUGAAGAAAUACCUCACGAGACACUUGAGAUGCCACGCAAUUUUGCCCAGACAAACGUGCGAAAUUUGCAAUAAAACCUACAAGAAUGUCAAAUCUAUGCAGAUCCACAUGGAAAAGCACAAAAACAGCAAGAACAACGUCUUCAAGAGAUAUCUCACGUGCGAUCUGUGUGGAAAACUGGACUUGAGCGACAAGGAAAUGGUGGAACACACGAAGAAAAUGCACAGCGAUCAGGCGUCAAUCAUCCAUUCGUGUGAGAUUUGCGGAAAGACAUAUAAGACGUUGUCAUACUACAGAAAUCAUUUACGUCUUCACGCCGACAUUGAGUCAGGGAUUAAGUUUAGCUGUGCCAAGUGUCCGCUGGUGUUCAGACGAAAGGACUUUCUUGAGAAGCACUUGAUUCUUCAUGCCCAGGGAAAACUUCACACUUGCAAGAUUUGCUCGGCUUCUUUUGAACGGUUGCAAUUCUAUCGAAAACACUUGCGGACGCACCAGGAAAAGCUGAAUAUCACAAGAACGAAAUAUUCUGGAUUGCCUACAACCACAAGGAGUGAGUUAAUAAAGAUUUCACGAGAAAUAUGCAUAAAAAACAAGACUAAUUGGAAUUCUUUGGCAGACGGAAAAUUAAUUUGCACUGUCUGCAAAGGCGUCUUUGGUGAUUUGGAUGAAUUGAGGAAACACACUGAAGAGGAGCACAUUUACAAGGAUGAUCCAAGUCAGGAAGAUUUCUUGUCGACAAUUAAAACCGAAAGUGAUUUGCAAGACGACACAGAAGAUGAAUUUUUGCUAGGCGUGUAGAAAUUAAUAACUGAUAAACUGCUGUACAAAAUA
Messenger RNA from Phlebotomus argentipes, 1397 nucleotides. RefSeq names its product zinc finger protein 724-like. The coding region runs from base 249 to 1364 and encodes 371 amino acids. NCBI's taxonomy places the organism in Eukaryota, Metazoa, Arthropoda, Insecta, Diptera, Psychodidae. Gene Ontology annotation, cellular component: nucleus. The transcript has 2 exons. Gene Ontology annotation, molecular function: RNA polymerase II transcription regulatory region sequence-specific DNA binding; DNA-binding transcription factor activity, RNA polymerase II-specific. Gene Ontology annotation, biological process: regulation of transcription by RNA polymerase II. The record is from RefSeq and is a predicted model, not a curated record.